Papilio xuthus (Asian swallowtail) is the source of this 1522-nucleotide messenger RNA. RefSeq names its product facilitated trehalose transporter Tret1. The record is from RefSeq and is a predicted model, not a curated record. Gene Ontology annotation, molecular function: transmembrane transporter activity. Gene Ontology annotation, biological process: transmembrane transport. The transcript has 7 exons. NCBI's taxonomy places the organism in Eukaryota, Metazoa, Arthropoda, Insecta, Lepidoptera, Papilionidae. The coding region runs from base 130 to 1503 and encodes 457 amino acids. Gene Ontology annotation, cellular component: membrane.
UUGAUAAGAGCGCGCGUGUUGUGUGAGAGAUGUAGUCGAGUCGUCGCAGUGUUUGUGAGCGGCCGAGGAGCGAGGUGAGUGGUGACUCGUGAGUGCUGAGUGGUGAGUGUGCGCGCCCGCAAUGGUACAAUGGUCUAUACUCUCACUGAAAAUAAGGACCCCGGUCAAAAGAACAUUGUUGUUUGGAAACAAUAUUUAAUAUCUGUUUUCGUCAGCAUUCCAUUCAUAACACAUGGAGUAGAAAACGAGUUGCUGAAUGCUACGUCACACCUCGCUCCGGUUAUAGCGGCGGCGCACGUGCCAUGGACCGAGGUUACCUUCCUCCUGGCCGCAUUGGUCUCCGCGCCCGCACACGGCAUCCUCAUAGACAGACAUGGCAGGAGAAUUGGCAUUUAUGUAUUAGUGCUGUUACAAGGGAUGACGAGCGUGCCCCUGCUGUUCUCGACGUCGGAGUUGAGCGUGUUGGUGCACGCGGCAGUAGCGGGCGUGGCAACAGGGGGCCUGUUCCUCGUGCUGCCGGUCUACGUGCGAGAGGUCAGCGGCGACGCGGUGCGGGGAGCCACUCUGACGCUUAUGAUGCCCAUGACGACACUUGGAAACGCCAUGAAGCUGCUACUCACCUUCGACCAGAUGCUGUUUUUGGUGCUCGGUCUUGUUGCAUUGGAACUCCUCGUCGUCUUUCUCAUCCCAGAAAGUCCGGCGUACUUGGUUAAGGCUGACAAAGUUGAGGAUGCUAAAGUGGCUGCUGCGAAAUUAAUGUGCUCACGCAAUGACGACCCUUUCGUUGUCGAUGAUAUUAGAAAGUUAAAGGAAGAGAGUGAUAGGGCUAAAGCAAAUGGAAAACUUACUAUAUUUCAAAUACUGAAGAACAAUAUAUACAGGGACGAAAUAAAGAUAGGAUUAGUGUUAAACACGACGAUGGUGCUAAGCGGUAGCUCCAUCUUCCUUCAGCCGGAGAAAACGCUGUCAGGUCUGGGCGCCGACGUCGACCCGCGGCGACUGCUCGUACCAUUGUCGUUGUUAGCCGGCGCCGCGUGCACUGUAGCAUUAGGUCACUUCGUUGAGAGAAAGUACGUGGUAACGGGAGCAUGCGGCGUCAUGGUGUUGUCAAUGGGCACUCUGGCGGUGUACACGCAGGCCGGGCUCGCGGUGACGUCACUGCGCUGGGCUCCACAAGCCGCCCUCGCGCUGCUCGUCGCCGCCUAUGGCAUGCUCUGGGCCCUGCCCACACUCAUACUGGUCGACAUGCUUAAUGUGGAGAUCCGAGUAAGGGCUAUGGUGGUAGUGUACGUAUACAGUCAGAUGAUAAAGCUGGCGCACACGCUGACCUUGCAGCACAUAGAGGAGUACGUGGGCGUGUACAACCUGCUGUACAUAUGCGCGGGCAUCAACACGCUGGCCGGAGUGUACGCGCUGAGUACUCCGCCCGCCGCCAGGGGGCGUACAGUGCGACAAAUCGAGCGCCAGCUGCGCGCGCGCCGCGUGCCGCUCUGCCAGUUAUGAUAUACACCUAUUUUAUACA